UUUCCCGGUGUGAGGAUUCAGUGGCGUGACGGUGUCUUAUAACCCGCCUCCUGUCCAGGGCUUCGACGACUUGAUCUUCGACCGCUAUGAAUCUCGAAGAGCUCCUCGCUAUGGAGCCGAAUUCCGACCGCGACAAUAUCGUCGACUUGCGCUCCUUAGACCAUGUCUCAAGUUACGAUGACCAUCUGAUGUGCCCGAUCUGCCACUGUCCCUUCAUCCGUCCGGUCCGUUUGCAGUGCGACCAUGUGUUCUGCCAGAAAUGUCUCAACAGCGCCAUCACCAGUUUUGCCGCCGGUCGCGACGAGUUCACCUGCCCCAGUUGCCGAACACCGACCAAGGGCAUCUACCUUAACGUCCCCCGAUUGUUGAUCAACAUGUGCGAUGACAUCCGCGUCAAGUGCCCGUUUGCGGAAGAGGGAUGCAAGGAAAUCAUUCCUCGCGGCCAUGUCCAGUCUCAUGUGGACAAAUACUGCGGUUAUAGACUGGUGGACUGCCCGGGUACGCUAUGCGACAAGAAGUCCCGGAAGAAGGACUUGCAUCCCGACCGCCGAUGCAUGCAUGAACUUCACAAGUGCCUGCGCUGCGAGGAGGAGAUUAUGGAACAGGAUUUUGAAGUGAACAUGUGAAAGAACUUUGCCCUAGCCUUAAGACAACGUGCCCCGACUGCCAGACGACGGUGUUUCGAAAGGCUCUGAGGGAACAUAUCGAUGCCUGCCCCGAGG
Molecule: messenger RNA, 722 nt
Organism: Aspergillus steynii IBT 23096
Lineage: Eukaryota; Fungi; Ascomycota; Eurotiomycetes; Eurotiales; Aspergillaceae
Product: putative TRAF-like signal transducer
Exons: 2
Coding region: 87-626 (179 amino acids)
Molecular function (GO): zinc ion binding
Source: RefSeq, a predicted model, not a curated record